This is a messenger RNA of Talaromyces rugulosus, 687 nucleotides long. RefSeq lists its product as uncharacterized. The record is from RefSeq and is a predicted model, not a curated record. The coding region runs from base 1 to 687 and encodes 228 amino acids. The transcript has a single exon. NCBI's taxonomy places the organism in Eukaryota, Fungi, Ascomycota, Eurotiomycetes, Eurotiales, Trichocomaceae.
AUGUCGGGCUACAAUGAAGACAAGGAAUACAUCGAGGGCUUGCUCCUUUCGAUGAAUUAUGAUAACGCGGAUUUCCAUAGAGCCAACAUCUCGAGUGGAAGUAUCACUCUAUCUGGAAACCGUUUUGAUGAUAUAACCGAACUUCUGCGGUUGGAACGCACUCCAGCUCAAAACUUUUCACAAGAACCCGUGAUUCCACCGUCUGGCAAUUUUCAAGGCUACGAGAUGGGUGAAUCUACCGCGUCCUGGGCUACUCCCAGUCAUACUGGUCAUUGGUCCCGAGAGGAAAACCGAAUAGAAGUCAACGAGGACGUAGAGCUCAGUCCGUUUGAAGGAGAAGUCAUCCGAGCCGCCCGACAAAUCGCGCAUCAUCGUGAUAAUCGCUUGUUCGGUAAACCUCGCAGGACGGAUGAGCACAUGGUCAUUUUUGAUGAGUUUGAACUAAGCAUUGUCGACUUCUUUCAAGGCGAAGAUGAGGAAUCCGCGUAUGAUGAGGGAUCUGGAGGCAUGACAAUAGAUAACAGGUACAACCUUUUGAGAGUUGUGCGUCAUUCUAUGCGCUAUAGGUACUACGAGGCGUCGUGCGAAAACCCUAGACAGGCGGUUACGAGGGGACAAGAACUUCUUAUCAACAAGAUUCGUCGGAUUAGAGAGAGGAAAGGGGGAGAUGGUGAUAUCCCACAAUGA